AUGUCUUCGGAUUCAAUAUUAUCAAUUAAUGAAGCUUCAACGGUUCACGAUCUCAACUAUUAUGUAAAUAUAAUUAGUAGAUAUUUGAGUCCUGCAACAGCUAUUCCCUCAGAAGGUAGUGAACUAACUAGUGACGAAAGGCUACAAUAUGCUAUAAAAUAUUACCUUGAAGCAUGUGAACUUUUUCCUAGUUCUUAUGAUAUAAAGUUCCUGGGACAUAAAAUCGCAAUCAGGGAAGGUAAUAUGACUCAAGCGACGAUUCAAUUUGAUGAAUUACGGACGCUCCACCCUGAUCAUGAACCGUUAAAAGAAUAUCUUGUCGAGAUAACAAAUUCCGUACGCCUUCGGACUAUGGAUGAUAAUUUCACAUUUUUCUUGCGACUUCCAGCUCGAACUCAAAAAGAACUAAUAAUAAAUAGUGCUGUGUGGCAUGAAAAGACAAAUAAUUUAUUAGAUGCUUGUGAAUUAUAUGCCUUGCUAUUAAAAGCAUAUCCAGAUACCAUUACUUAUUAUGGG
Molecule: messenger RNA, 516 nt
Organism: Scutellospora calospora
Lineage: Eukaryota; Fungi; Glomeromycota; Glomeromycetes; Diversisporales; Gigasporaceae
Source: the annotation of a GenBank genome assembly